This is a messenger RNA of Myxozyma melibiosi, 1117 nucleotides long. RefSeq lists its product as uncharacterized. NCBI's taxonomy places the organism in Eukaryota, Fungi, Ascomycota, Lipomycetes, Lipomycetales, Lipomycetaceae. Bases 85 to 891 code for a protein of 268 amino acids. The record is from RefSeq and is a predicted model, not a curated record. The transcript has a single exon.
CAGCUCCAUCUUCACCUCCUCAACCCCUCCACCCUCCCUCUCUCUCUCUCUCUCCCUCCAUCUAAAUCUACUCUCUCUCACACAAUGGACUCAAUUCGCUCCCAUCUCCAAUCCCUCACCCACUCCCUCCCCACCCCCAUCGCCCACCUCGCCUCCUCCAUCCUCGGCCAGGACUGCUACUCCCUCCUCGUCCUCGAUCUCGCCUUCCUCCAACCCCCCCUCUCCGACAACACCUCCAUCUGUCUCAAAUUCGCCAUCUCAAAAGCAAUCGGCCUCGCCAUCGUCUUUGCCUCCUCCAUCGUCAAACUCCCGCAAAUCAUCAAACUCAUCCGCUCCCGCUCCGCCGUCGGCGUCUCCGUCUCCGCGACCUUGCUCGAAGCCGCCUCCUACCUCAUCAUGUUUGCCUACGCCGCCCGUCUCGGCUUCCCCUUCUCCACCUACGGCGAGCAAUCCUUCCUCUUCGUCCAGGACCUCAUCAUCAUCUGUCUUCUCCUCAUCUACUCCUCCUCCUACGCCUCCCUCGCAAUCAUCCCCCCCGCCUUCGCCCUCGCCACGUACUUCCUCGUCCUCGCCUCGCCCGGCCCCUCCCUCGCUACCCUGCAAGCCCUGCAAGCUGCCACCAUCCCGCUCAGUCUCGCAAGCAAGGUUCCUCAGAUUUUCACUAUCCUGCGCGAAAAGAGCACCGGUCAGUUAUCUGCCGUCUCGGCGGUCGCGUAUCUCCUGGGCUCGCUCGCAAGACUGUUUACGAUGGCCCAGGAGGUCGAUGAUCUGAUCGUCUUGACCGGCGCGGGAUUGGGUGCUGUCCUCAACUUUGUCUUGUUUGUCUUGAUGAUUGUGUACUGGAACUCUCCUGCAAAGCCACAAACGAGGCCUUCAGAAAAAGAGGAGUAAUAGUGAAAAAAUUGUGUAUAUAAAUGUAAUAUUGUAUAUCUGAUGUAUUGUACAUACAUAAAAACCACUCUACAUCCUCCGAGCAACCGGCACCCGCGUACUCAUAGCUACCUUCCGCACCGGCUCAUGCACAUCAAUCCCCUGAUAAACAUACCUCAAUAUCUGAUCCAAACUACACUCCAUCGCCUCCGCCCCUCCCUCCCCUCCACCCACCCCCCCUCCUCCC